AUCUUUCCUGCAAAACCACCGAUGGCUCCAAAAACAAGCAAAUAUAUUGACGACAACAGCGACGAAGAAGACUAUAAACCUGGCAAAGACGUAAAAGAAGAGGAAGAAGAGUUUGAAGAAGAAACGAAGCCAGAGGCCAAACGUCAGAAGCGUAAGAGAGAAGAACCUAACACAACCACUGCUAGCACUGGUAGCACAUCGUCAGAAACACCGCGCGACACCCAAGGAAAUCAAUAUUUAGAAUUAUCUGCUAAGCGAAGAGUUACCAUUCGUGCGUUCAGCUCUGGCGAGCCAUCCGUUGAUAUCAGAGAAGUCUACAGAGAUAAAAACACAGGAGAACUGCGUCCAGGCAAAGGUAUAUGUCUGCCGAUGGCACAAUGGAAAAAAUUAAAGGAAUUGAUCCCAGCCAUUGAUACCGCCAUUGAGCGACUCUGAGUCACACUAUCUCAAAAAAUCGCCAUAAAAUAAAGCCGCCCUCAAGCUAAAACAUUUUUUUUUUGAAGAU
This is a messenger RNA of Radiomyces spectabilis, 505 nucleotides long. RefSeq lists its product as uncharacterized. The coding region runs from base 22 to 435 and encodes 137 amino acids. Gene Ontology annotation, molecular function: DNA binding; transcription coactivator activity. The transcript is spliced from 5 exons. NCBI's taxonomy places the organism in Eukaryota, Fungi, Mucoromycota, Mucoromycetes, Mucorales, Radiomycetaceae. The record is from RefSeq and is a predicted model, not a curated record. Gene Ontology annotation, biological process: positive regulation of transcription initiation by RNA polymerase II.